AUGGCUACCACCACAAUUGAAACCGCAGCCCCCGUCUCGGCGUUCACAACGGUGCAGCUGAUGACACCGGACGGACCUGUUUCCCGUCGUGUACGCUGUGGGGCACCCCGUACUCCGACCCUGGAUGAGAUGCCCGUCAUUGACCUCAGCUCGCUUGACGGGGAUGCGACCGCGCGCAAGGCCAUCGCCACCAAGAUCAAAGCAGCUGCUGAGAAUACGGGUUUUUUCUACGUCAAAAAUCAUGGCAUUCCUCAAGAAUUAAUUGAGCAAGCUCUCGAACAGUGCAAGGCCUUCUUCAACCAAGAGCAAGAAGCCAAAGAUCGGGUCUCGUUUGAGAAAGCGGGCAAGUUCUGUGGUUAUCAUGGUGUUGGAAGCACACAGAUCAAUAAUCAGGAAACUAGAGACAAGAAGGAGACUUUCUCCAUGCGAUAUGAUACUCGCAUCGACCAGACUCAUGAAUGCACGGAUGACAUUAACUCCAACUUCUCCUCCACAGAUUAUGUCUGGGACGGGACAAGCCAUCUCACAAAGUUCCGUCCUGUCCUCACCGAGUUCUAUCAAAAGCGACUUACCCUCGCCCGUAAACUCAUCCGCUUAUUCGCACUUGCCCUUGACCUACCCGAAGACUACUUUGACUCUAUCAUCACGACUCCCGGCGCUGAUGCAGUGCACAUCCACUACCCCGGCACCGACGGAAACGCCGAAGAAGUCGACGUGGGUAUUGGCUCACAUACUGAUAUUCAGUGCGUGACUCUGCUCUGGCAGGAUAUGUCCGGUGGUCUGCAAGUUCUCUCUGCAGAUGAUGAGUGGCUCGACGCUCGGCCGAUUGAGGGGACUUUGGUCAUCAACAUUGGUGACUUUUUACAGAGACUCUCGAACAAUCGAUUCAAGUCGACGGUGCAUCGUGUGUAUAAUCGCCAGAAGACAUCUCGCUACGCUAUGCCCUUUUUCUUGGGGUUCAACCCCGACGCGGUGUGCGAAGUUCUACCGACGUGCAUUGACGAGGAACAUCCUCCCCUCUAUGAGCCGAUUUCAUGCGGCAAGUGGCGUGACUCUCGUUUAAAGCUGGCCGAAACUCCGGAUAAGAAGGCAGUAUAA
Fusarium tjaetaba is the source of this 1098-nucleotide messenger RNA. RefSeq names its product 1-aminocyclopropane-1-carboxylate oxidase. The record is from RefSeq and is a predicted model, not a curated record. The coding region runs from base 1 to 1098 and encodes 365 amino acids. The transcript is spliced from 3 exons. NCBI's taxonomy places the organism in Eukaryota, Fungi, Ascomycota, Sordariomycetes, Hypocreales, Nectriaceae.